AUGGGACAAAAGAGAUGGUUGCUCUUUCUGGCAAUAUUUGCGUGUCUGAUUUUCUUUUCACAUGGAAGAGUUCUCAAGUUGAAGAGUGAUGAUGAUGGUAGACCUGUUUACAACCAUACGCUCGCCAUAACGCUUGUGGAGUAUGCUUCUGCGGUCUACAUGUCUGAUUUGACAGAACUCUUCACUUGGACCUGUGAAAGAUGCAAUGGAUUGACAAAGGCAUAUGUCGGGGUGGCUAAGGAUUUGAAUGCUAUAGUUAUUGCAUUUCGGGGAACUCAAGAAAACAGCAUUCAAAAUUGGGUCGAAGACUUGUUUUGGAAACAGCUCGAUCUAAAUUACCCUGAUAUGCCAGAUGCAAUGGUGCACCAUGGCUUUUAUAUAGCUUACCACAAUACAACUGUACGGCCUGCGGUUUUGGGUGCUGUAAAACGAGUGAAGAAAUCAUAUGGGGAGAACAUCAACAUCAUGGUGACUGGUCACUCAAUGGGAGGAGCCAUGGCUUCCUUUUGUGGGCUAGACCUAGUUGUAAAUGAAGGAGAAGAAAACGUACAGGUUAUGACAUUUGGGCAACCUCGUGUUGGGAAUGCUGCUUUUGCAUCUUAUUACAGUUUGCUUGUGCCUAAUACCUUCCGCAUCAUACAUGACCAUGAUAUGGUUCCUCAUCUGCCUCCUUACUAUUAUAUUUUCCCUCAAAAGACAUACCACCACUUCCCAACAGAGGUGUGGGUGAGAGGUCUCAGUUUUGCGAACCCUGUUCUUUCUGGUAUGGAGAAAGUUUGUGACAACACCGGUGAAGAUCCUACAUGCAGCAGAUCAGUGAAGGGAUUUAGCAUUUCGGACCAUUUAAGAUACUUUGGGGUAGAGUUGAUGUGUGAGACUUGGAGACAAUGCACCAUAGUGAUGAGCAAUGAGAUGGAGAGUUACAGCAGGAAAGAUUCAAAAGGUAACAUAUUCCUGUCGAGGACAGUUCCUGCCACAGACGUAAUUAAAGUAGAAAAGUCUAUCGAAACUGGACUCCAUAGUUUAUAG
Molecule: messenger RNA, 1029 nt
Organism: Arabis nemorensis
Lineage: Eukaryota; Viridiplantae; Streptophyta; Magnoliopsida; Brassicales; Brassicaceae
Source: the annotation of a GenBank genome assembly